CUCGGUCUGCACCAAUCCGUUUCACCCGCCCUUUUUUGUGUUGGCCCCCACUCAAUUCUGCGCCGAGGCGUUCCGCCGCUGGUUCGAGUGGACAAGGAGGCCCUUCUUCUCGUUCAUGUACGUUUCUGUGGUCUCUACUCAGCGAAUAUCGAACACCGUACCCCCCGGCUCCCUUUCUCGUCCCAGCUUCAGGACGAAGUGCCCUACCUACAUUGUACAUGUGCAACGCGACACAGACCUUUGCAGCCUCAACUUACUCCGCGGCCUCCGCCGAAACUGGCGCCAGAGCCCUCUUCCGCCACGCCCGCUGUGCAAGUGACGCGUUCCGCCGCGCAGCCUCAAUGCGUUACCGCCCACGGCAUGAUCGGUCGGCCGUCACUCGCAGCUAGUUGCCCGCACCGCCGAUGCGGCUCUAUUCUCUCCACGACCACGGGGACCAGUCUCGGCCCCAAGCUCAUCCUGGCCCGCUGUGCAACGAGACACAAAGGCGCGGUGGCUUCGGUACUUGGCUAG
This is a messenger RNA of Colletotrichum orchidophilum, 513 nucleotides long. RefSeq lists its product as uncharacterized. The annotation marks the transcript as partial. Lineage: Eukaryota; Fungi; Ascomycota; Sordariomycetes; Glomerellales; Glomerellaceae. The record is from RefSeq and is a predicted model, not a curated record. The transcript has a single exon.